Messenger RNA from Chaetomium fimeti, 1843 nucleotides. RefSeq names its product Ferroporti-1. The record is from RefSeq and is a predicted model, not a curated record. Gene Ontology annotation, biological process: iron ion transmembrane transport. The coding region runs from base 96 to 1649 and encodes 517 amino acids. Gene Ontology annotation, cellular component: membrane. The transcript has 5 exons. Lineage: Eukaryota; Fungi; Ascomycota; Sordariomycetes; Sordariales; Chaetomiaceae. Gene Ontology annotation, molecular function: iron ion transmembrane transporter activity.
UCUUGCUUCUGUCCGAACUUUUCUAUUCUCUCCGAAACCGUCCCCAUAGCCCAGGUCUCUUCAGCUCAGACUGGCGCGCGCGCCAAGACAGUUAAAUGGGGUUGCUCGCCAUGGCAUUUGGCCACCCCCCUGACGAACAGCAUGGCAUUGAUAACGACCGGGCCCCUUUACUCCCCAAUGUGGUUGAAUCUCGAGACCAAGUGCCCGUUCGAAUUUCUCGCCGGCUCUACACGUCGCACUUUUUAUCAACAUGGAAUUCUCGCGUAUUCGAGUUCGGCGCUGUGCUGUACCUGGCAACCGUCUUCCCCGGGACCUUGUUGCCCAUGUCUGUGUACGCCUUGACGCGCGGGCUUUCGGCCAUUCUCUUUGCCCCUGCCAUCGGGCACUAUGUCGACACGGGCAACCGUCUCCAGGUCGUCCGAGUGUCUAUUAUCUUCCAGCGCCUUGCCGUCGCGGCAUCCUGCGUAAUCUUUUAUAUCCUCGUCAUCGACCUGCCACUCGGACGUGGCGGGAGAACGGGCAUGCUUGUGUUCCUGUCUUUCUUAGCCUGCGUUGAGAAGCUAUGCUCCAUCAUGAAUUUAGUCUCGGUUGAGAAAGACUGGGUCGUGGUUGUAGCGGACAAGAACCAUGCUGCACUGAUCAUCAUGAACGCACAAAUUCGGCGCAUUGACUUGCUAUGCAAUCUCUUCGGCCCCCUUUUCAUUGCCUUGCUCGACGGCUUCUCGACCGAAGUGGCUAUCAUUGUCAACAUGGCCAUGAACGUCACGUCCAUCGUCCUCGAGUACUUCGCUAUCGCCCGGGUCUACUACGAGGUUCCGGCACUGCAGGAGGUUAGGGCGAGACCACGGCGAGAGCUGACAAACGACGAACCGGCGCAGGCGCGCGAAAGUCAAAGCCGACUCGCCCAAAGUUGGGGGCGCGCCCGUGGCGUCUUCGGAAAGUCUGCUAGGGAUUUCAACUUCUACUUCCGCCACCGCGCGUUUCUCCCUUCUUUCGCGGGCGCCCUGCUCUACCUCACCGUAUUGAGCUUUGCAGGCCAGAUGGUGACCUACCUGCUCUCGGCCGGCUACACUGCAAACCAAGUCGGCCUUACGAGGACGCUGAGCGUGUUCUUUGAAGUAUUGGCGACAUGGGUGGCGCCUUGGCUCAUGGGACGAAUUGGACCUGUGAGAGCUGGGCUUUGGCUCAGCAGCUGGCAAGUUAGUACGCUAGUCGCCGGGAUCACACUCUUUUGGAUCUUCCAAGACAAGCCUGUCGUCUCGGCCACCGGUCUCGUGGGGGGGACCAUACUGAGCCGUCUAGGGCUGAGAGGUUUUGACCUUUGCGUACAAAUCAUCGUCCAGGAGGAUGUCGAGGUCGAAAGCCGUGGUGCAUUUUCUUCAGUUGAGGCGGCGUGGCAAAACGGCUUUGAGCUUCUGUCUUUUGCGACGACUAUCAUCUUCUCCCAUCCGGAGCAGUUCAAGUGGCCCUCACUCAUAUCCGUUGGGGCCGUUGCUUCGGCGUGGGCAGCAUACAGCUUUUUCGUCUACGUCCAAAGAGGACAUUUGCUUCACCUGGACGCACUGGGGAAGAUGAUGGGUACCAGCCAGGGGAACCAGAGGGAGAGAGAAGUUGGGGUCGGUCGGAUCACAUCGGAAACUAACAUUUAGUCACAUUCCAAUGAUCGAAUCUCUAUUUUUCUACAAAUGGAAUCACAACGAAAACCCUCUCGGCCAGACCCGCCAUUGAGAACCUCGCCAGCACUUCACCCCCAUACUAUCAAUGAGGCAUAUUUCGGCAUUUCUGAAGGCGAGCUAGUGGCGGCCUGGAUCCCAUGACAUAAGAUUUCCUGUCUGGCGUCGAC